CCCCCGGGACCCAGAGGGGCGGCCCCCUCGUCCAGCCCAGGCCCGGCCCGGCCAUGGUGGAUGGCACCUCCAGGAGCGCCCCUUUCCACCUGGAUCUCUGGUUCUACUUCACCCUGCAGAACUGGGUCCUGGACUUCGGACGGCCUAUCGCCAUGAUCGUCUUCCCACUGGAGUGGUUUCCGCUCAAUAAGCCCAGCGUCGGCGACUACUUCCAUAUGGCCUACAACCUCAUCACGCCCUUUCUUCUCCUCAAGCUGAUCGAGCGAUCUCCCAAGACCCUGCCCCGUGCGCUGGUGUACGUCAGCGUCAUCACCUUCAUCAUGGGCGCCAGCAUCCACCUGGUGGGCGACUCGGUCAACCACCGCCUGAUUUUCAGCGGGUACCAGCACCACCUGACCGUCCGGGAAAACCCCAUCAUCAAGAACCUGAAGCCAGAGACCCUGAUCGACUCGUUCGAGCUGCUGUACUACUACGACGAGCAUCUGGGGCACUCGAUGUGGUACAUCCCUUUCUUCCUCUUGUUGUUCAUGUACUUCACCGGCUGCUUCACCCCGAUCAGUGAGGAGAGCAGGAUGCCCGGAGCGGCCCUGCUCCUAGUGGGUCCGAGCAGCCUGUACUACUGGUACCUGGUCACCGAAGGGCAGAUCUUCCUCCUCUUCCUCUUCACGUUCUUCGCCAUGACGGCCCUCGUCACGCACCAGAAGCGCAAAGGCCUCUCUCUGGACAGCAACGGACUGUUCUUGUUCUACUCCUUCGUCCUCACGUUGGUGCUGGUGGCGCUGUGGGUGGGCUGGCUGUGGAACGACCCCACCCUCCGGAAGAAGUACCCCGGGGUCAUCUACGUCCCUGAGCCUUGGGCCUUCUACACCUUGCACGUCAUCGGGCAGCACUGAGACACCUCCCCGCCCUCCCCCCACAGCCCAAGACCCCCACCGGGCGGCCCCAAGUGGGUGCCGGGCGGAGGGGGUGUUUCCAACCCCGUCCCCCACCAAGAUGGCAUCCAAGUUUCCUUGGGUCCUUUACCGAGUCUCAUUUUGUCUUUUUGACUUUUGGGGAGCUGUCUUGAAAAGCGUGUUGGGGAGGGGGUCGCCAAGGGUACCCCAACCCCUCGGGCCCGCCGGCUCCCGAGGCUCGGCCCGCUCCUCACUCAGUUGGGGACUGAACUCGGACCCUGGUAGAAGCAGCUACCUCCACAACCUCCUCCGCUCGGGCCCUGGCUGGCGACUUCCGGCCAGAGGGAGGGGGACAGGGACGGCUCGGACGGGAAGCGAUUACCUCAGGGCUCGUCAGCGGGGUGUCCGCACCAGUUCAGACUUAGGGCGGGGAAUGUGUCCGUUAUAUUGUUCUGUUGUACCCUCCCAAGAGCUUGGUACAGUGCUCUGUACACAGCGCUCAGUAAAUACGAUUGACUGACAGGGCCCAGCUUGACUUAACGGGAACUUGGGAGGGGAACCCAGUGAUUCUGGAGAAACACCCAAAAUUCCAGAGUUCCACUAGACAGCAACACAACAUCCUCUGGCAGUUUUUCCCAACUCGGGUGGCCAAAUGCCUGAAGCCAGCCCUGAGGAUCACGGGGAGGAAAAGGGCUUUGGCAAGGCGGUUUUGAUGGCAGACUCAAGAGAUGUCCCCUGUUUUUCACCCUGAGGGGACGGACAUUCCAUCCCACACCCUUUGGCUGCCCAAAGGCUCCCCCACCCCCACCGGGGUUAAUGCGUCACCAGCUCAGCAGAGCUAAUCCAACUCCCAGAAUAAGCCGAAGGAGAGGCUCCAGGCCAGAAGGUCUAGAUCCAGGCCGGACCCCGGGAGGGCCGGGGAGACGACUCCAGACAUCGGGAGGAGAGACCCAACCCUAGGUGGGAGCAGAGGUGGGUGUGGCGAAAGUCUUCCAAAUUCCCCACCCAUCUCCCCCACCUUCACCAGGAAACCCAAACAGGACCUCAGGACCCCCUGCAUGUCACUCGGGCCGGCCCUUGCAGGCCAGUAGCUGAGAGCGGUGAGAGAAAGGUGUCCGGGAUGGUCAGGGGAUGGGGAGGCUGCACUGGAGGCUCAGUUCACAGGGCCUGCUGCCAGAAAGUAGGGAGUGUGGGUGUUUGUCUGUGUUAGGGGCAGUUGUAUUGGAGGCUCAGUUCAAAAGGGCUGCGUGCCAGAAAGUGGGUGUGUGUGGAAUGAUUUAACGUGUGGGGAGGGAGGGGGAUGGACUAGGUGACCUCUGAGAGUCCCCUCCAUCUCUCAUCUCUCCCUCCCUCUAUCUCUGGGCCGCCCUCCCCACCUUCUUUCUCCACGGGAGGCCUUUGUUUUCAGUUGCGUCUCAGCAGUGAGGAUUCUGGGAGGCAAGCAGGACUCCCCGACUCGAUCCUGCCCCACACUUUCCUUGGCCAUGCCCUCUGUGGCUCCCUCCCCGCCUCAGGUAGCCAGCGCUGACUAGUGAGGUCCCAGGAUGGCCCAUUUGAAGGGAGAAUCGGCGGGAGGGGAGAUGUCCACCUCCCCAAGGUUUAUCUCUCUACUGUCAUUUCUGUUUACCCUACCCUAAGGAACAACCACAAAAGAGGAAAUUUCCAAUAAAAAAUGUUGGCUAGAG
This is a messenger RNA of Ornithorhynchus anatinus (platypus), 2578 nucleotides long. It is a transcript of the gene CLN6, whose product is annotated as CLN6 transmembrane ER protein. The record is from RefSeq and is a predicted model, not a curated record. Bases 54 to 893 code for a protein of 279 amino acids. NCBI's taxonomy places the organism in Eukaryota, Metazoa, Chordata, Mammalia, Monotremata, Ornithorhynchidae. The transcript has 7 exons.